UUUGUUCUCCUCCGCUAGAACCAAAAGCUCCAUUCAAAAGAGCUGAGAAACAAGGUUAAGCUCAAACUCAAACUCAAGGGGGAAAAGCUCAAGCUCAAACUCAAGGAAAAAGCUCCAUAGAAUUAAACACCUUCGUCGGCUUUGGAUUGAACGAGAGAUUGCGAGACAAAAUCAUCAAAGUACCUGAUAGCGCAGUCUCGCAAUGUCCUUCCACGGAGAAUCAAGGUCGCCGUCCACCCCAUCGCUGGUUGGCAGCAGCUCGGGCAUGCUCAUGAACGGGUCGGCUGCAAACACUCCGAUCGCUGCUGCGACGGGCGGUGGCGCAGCCAACUUUAAUGCGACCGUUCUGGGGAAUGGGAUGAACUCCAUCUCGUCCAACGGCAGCGGCGGGGCCGUGAGCAGCCCAUCGCACUACAGCACGAGCACAGUGGAUUCCGUGGAUGCGUACCAGCAACAGCAGCAGCUGCAGCUGCACCAGCAGCAACUCAUGCACCAGUACCAGCAGCACCAGCAACAGCAAAUGCUGCACCAAAAGCAGCAGCUCUUGCAGCAGCAGACGCCAUCACGCCCGUCGCACUCGCGAACAUCUUCGUUCACCCCAUCUAUCGCCUCGAGCCAAGGCAUCAUGUCACUCACCAUUGCGCCGUCUCCCGCGCAGCACGGCCAGGCGACCGUUCACGGCCAGCUCACUCCUCAAUCACUCAGCCACAGCACGCAUCACUAUUCCCAGGGCCCCGCCAACGGCGCAGCAGGCAGUAUGGGCGCAGGCUCCAUGCUGUUGAGCACGCCCAACGGCAACGGCAACAACAGCUACGGCAACAACACCAAUAGCUUGAUGCUUGCGCUGGCCACGCCGACGAUCAAUGGUAUGAUGUCGCCGCAACUCACCGCGUCGGCAUCGGGCAGCACGAACGGUGAGCUGCUCGUCGACGACGCUGGUCCGAGCGGCAGUCUCACCGUCUACACGACGCCUCCGAGCGAAAAGCUGUACUGCGGCAUGUGUGGCAAGAUUUUCACCGAUCCAGUGAUUGCGCAGUGCGGACACACAUUCUGUCGGCACUGCGUCGAGCACGCGCCUGCGGGUCGCGGCUGCCCCACCCACAAGAUGCAGCUGAGCAAGUCGGUGCUGCUUCCCAACCUCACUGUUUCUGAACAAAUUGGUGACUUGCUCAUCUACUGUCGGUACCGGCUCAAGCGCCUGGCCCACUCUGUCAACUUUGGACUGCAAUCGGUGAAUGGUGACACGAGCAGCGCCGAUGCCAUUUCCAUUGCGAGUACCACCAAUGGCGACCCGGCUGGCGCAACCUACGAACUGGACGAUGCUGGCUGUCCGCUGACCGUCAAGCUGUCGCAACGCCACGAUCAUGAAUCCACCUGCGACUAUGCGCCCACCCGGUGUCCCAACAGCACCCAAUGUCCCAUCGUUCUCAAGCGCGACCUCGAGACCCAUCUGCAAAUCUGCGAGCACACUCCCUGUGCCCAUCGUGCACGCGGAUGCCCGUUCAAAGGAGCAGCCGCCCAAGUCAAGUUGCAUCUUGCGUCGUGUCGCUACGAGUCAAUCAAAGAGCUCCUCAAAACGUCCGAGGACCAAAUACUCACCUUGACGCAAGCGCUGCACAAUCGUGAAGAAGAGCUGUCGUUCAUGCGCACCAUGCUCGCCAAAGUGUCCGAGAAGAUGGAGCAGCUGUCCAUCACCGUCGAGCGACGAUUGGAUUUGGUUGACAAAAACAUGCUCAAGGUCGCUGGAGAAUCCGCCGACAUGCUGCGCCAGCUGAAUGAUGUGAAAGGCGAGGUGCUUGCCCGGAUGGGCGUGGUCGACGAGAUUGAGUUCAUCACCACAAACACAUUCAAGUGCAAGGGCACCUUUGUCGGCCACCAAGGGCCCGUGUGGGCAUUGGUUGUGUACAAGGACCUGCUUUUCAGCGGCUCGUCGGAUGAAACGAUCAAAGUGUGGUCCGCCACCGAGUUUAAGUGCAAAAACACGCUCACUGGAGACAAGGCACACAAGGGCAUUGUGCAUGCGCUUUGCAUUCACGCGCACAAGCUCUACAGCGGCUCGUCCGACUCCACAAUCAAGGUUUGGGAUUUGGACACCCUCGAAUUGCUCGACAGUCUCGACGGUCAUGACAGUCCCGUGUGUACGCUUGCAAUUGCCAACGACAUGCUCUUUAGCGGCUCGCACAAAGUUAUCAAGGUCUGGGAUCUCGGCACACACAAGCACAUGAAAGACUUGACGGGCUUGAAUCAUUGGGCUCGCGCUCUGGUCGCAACGGAAACGUACUUGUACAGCGGUUCCUACAAGACGAUUUUUAUCCAUUCUCUGGAAACCCUGGAAUGCGUCCGUGUGCUCAAUACUCACGGCGGAUCGGUGUACUCGCUUGCCGUCACCGACCGUCACAUUAUCUGCGGUACUUAUGAGAACAGCAUUCACGUGUGGGACGUGAACAACUACUCGGACGUUGCCGUCUUGAGUGGGCAUUUGGGAGCAGUGUAUGCACUUGCGGUUCUGUCAACGCGCAACUCUGCCCGGCUGUUCUCGGGCUCGUACGACAAUACCAUUCGCGUUUGGAACCUCGAGAACUUCCAAUGUGUCCAAACGCUAAUUCGUCAUGGCAGCAGUGUCGACACGCUUGCUGCAUCCAAGGGACGCGUGUUUUCUGGCGCGGCCGACAACACAAUUAAGGUUUGGCAAUAAGAGCGAAUGCUUGCUGGCGACCGAAUUGCGCUUGUGGAAUACUAGGCCGAGUUGUUUUGUUGAUCAAAAGGCUCUUGUACAUUGAAUAUACAGUAUUUGCAUUUGGA
Capsaspora owczarzaki ATCC 30864 is the source of this 2802-nucleotide messenger RNA. Its product is annotated as tnf receptor-associated factor 7. NCBI's taxonomy places the organism in Eukaryota, Filasterea, Ministeriida, Capsasporidae. Gene Ontology annotation, biological process: ubiquitin recycling; proteasome-mediated ubiquitin-dependent protein catabolic process. The record is from RefSeq and is a predicted model, not a curated record. Bases 203 to 2695 code for a protein of 830 amino acids. The transcript is spliced from 8 exons. Gene Ontology annotation, molecular function: ubiquitin binding; zinc ion binding. Gene Ontology annotation, cellular component: nucleus; cytoplasm.